Molecule: messenger RNA, 2108 nt
Organism: Vigna umbellata (rice bean)
Lineage: Eukaryota; Viridiplantae; Streptophyta; Magnoliopsida; Fabales; Fabaceae
Product: MLO-like protein 10
Biological process (GO): defense response
Cellular component (GO): membrane
Source: RefSeq, a predicted model, not a curated record
AUUAUCUGAAGCUGGCGGAGGAGCCCGCUACUACUAACGGCACAUGCUUCUUCUCCGAUCUCCGCUACCCUUUUACGCGCCUCUCGUGUUCCUUUCAUCCUUUUAACAGACACUUAUAAUCCCUGCAUAAAGCCUCUUUCUUUACAUCCUUUCCCUUAGGAACACCGACACCUAAUUCCCACGUGAAACAUUAAAAAAAAUUCUUUUUUUUCGCAACCCACUUUUCCCCUAGUUCUAAUAUUUUCCAUGAAUUGUUCAGAGUUUAGAAAGCUGUUUUCUUGUGUGGUGGGGGUGCUGCCUUUGUGGUUAUUAUGGUUUGGAGGUUCGGCCAUGGCAGCGAGUGAAAGUGGCAGCAGUUCCAGAGAGCUCGACCAGACACCAACGUGGGCCGUUGCUGUCGUUUGCACUGUUUUCAUUUUGAUUUCCAUAGCACUCGAAAAAAGUCUCCACAAAGUUGGGACGUGGCUUGGAAAAAAGCAAAAGAAGGCUUUGCUCGAAGCUCUGGAGAAGGUCAAGGCUGAGUUGAUGAUUUUGGGUUUCAUUUCACUGCUUUUGACUUUCGGGCAGAGUUACAUUGUCAAAAUAUGUGUUCCUGAAAAGCUGGCAGACAAGAUGUUACCAUGUCCAUAUAAAUAUAAGGAUGCUGAAAAGGCAUCAGACGAUGGAGAGAAACAUCGUAGAAAACUUUUGUCUUAUGAACGUAGAUAUUUAGCUGCUGAUACUACCUCGUUUAAAUGCAGCAAUGAGGGACAUGAGCCACUAUUAUCCGUGAAUGGUUUGCACCAGUUACACAUCCUCAUAUUCUUCUUAGCAGUCUUUCAUGUGCUUUACAGUGCUAUCACAAUGCUUCUUGGAAGACUGAAGAUACGUGGAUGGAAAGCAUGGGAGGCAGAGACUUCAACUAAUAAUUUUGAGUUCGCGAAUGCUGCUUCAAGAUUUAGGCUUACUCAUGAAACAUCAUUCGUGAGAGCUCAUGCAGAUUUAUGGACAAGGAUUCCCAUUUUCUUCUAUAUUAGAUGCUUCUUUAGACAGUUCUAUAGGUCUGUAACUAAGACUGAUUACCAGACUUUGCGGAACGGGUUUAUCACUGUGCACCUGGCUCCUGGAAGUAAAUUUAAUUUCCAAAAGUAUAUCAAAAGAUCAUUUGAAGAUGACUUCAAGGUGGUAGUGGGAGUCAGUCCUGUUCUCUGGGCGUCAGUUGUAGUUUACCUUCUCGUCAAUGUUAAUGGAUGGCGUACUACACUUUGGGCAGCCGCAAUUCCUGUUGUUAUAAUUUUGGCAGUUGGAACAAAACUUCAAGCCAUAUUGGCAAAGAUGGCGAUUGAAAUCACCGACAGACAUGCAGUUGUCCAAGGAAUACCUCUUGUCCAAGUCUCAGACAAAUACUUUUGGUUUGGUCAGCCACAGUUAGUCCUUCACCUUAUCCAUUUUGCUUUGUUCCAGAAUGCGUUCCAAGUAACAUAUAUCUUGUGGAUAUGGUAUUCAUUCGGGGUGAGAAACUGUUUCCGUAAUGAUUACAAGCUUGCAAUAAUGAAAGUAGCUUUAGGGAUUGUGAUGCUAUUCCUCUGCAGCUACAUCACCCUCCCAUUAUAUGCUCUUGUAACUCAGAUGGGUUCAAGGAUGAAAAAAGCGAUCUUUGACGAGCAAACAAACAAGGCUCUAAGGAACUGGCACAUGGCUGUGAAAAAGAAGCAAAGGGUGGUGAAGCUAGGAAAGUUCAAUGCAGAAUCUGUUGAUGGAAGCCCCGCUGCUUCAACUUCAGCAGUGCACCCUUCAGGGCCUACACUUCACCGUUUCAAAACCACCGGCCACUCCACCCGCUCCCAGUCGUACGAGGAUCAAGAUCAUGAAUACGAGUCCGAUGUUGAGUUGUCUCCUGAGUUGUCCCAAACAGCCAGCUUCAUUGUGAGAAUGGAUCAUGCUGAUCACCAACAACUACAAGAACAUGAACAUGAACAUUCUGAUGAAGAAACCAACUCUAGUGAAGAAGCUGAAUUCUCUUUCAAACCUAGUGAUCUUGUGGAAAAACCACCACAUAGCUUAUAAUCAUAUAUUCAUCUUUUAUUGUUUGAUUUAUAUUUAGAUACGUCAUACGCGGAUUUUGUACA